CACUUCUCUCGCCUCCUUCUCCUUGGGAACCAGGUUCUCCUCCAGCCCCAAGCCAUGUCCUGCUGCAACCCGUGCCAGCCCUGCCAGCCCUGCGGCCCGUGCCCGCUGGCCAGCAGCUGCAAUGAGUGCUGUGUCCGACAGUGCCAGAGCUCCACCGUCGCCAUCCAGCCCUCCGCGGUGGUGGUGACCCUGCCCGGACCCAUCCUCAGCUCCUUCCCUCAGAACACCGCCGUGGGCUCCUCCACCUCCGCUGCUGUUGGCAGCAUCCUCAGCUCUAACGGAGUGCCCAUCUCCUCCGGGGGCCUUGACCUCUCCUGCAUCACCAGCGGCUACUGUGGCACCAGAUGUCGGCCCUGCUAAAGCCUCUGAUGAUGGCCCAGAUGAGGACCUCCAGGAAUCCAGACCUCUAUUCUGAACUAAGGACAGAGCUCCUGGCCAACGCUGAGCCUCCAGUGCUGCCCUUGCGAAGGAGAGCAACUGGGUACCUCUGAAAACAUGGCCACAGUUUGACUUCCCAGCCUUCCUGUCUCUCUCAUCUCUUCCUUGUCUUCUGUUCUUCUGGGCUACGAGAUCCUCAAAGCCAUCACAGGGGAUCUGCUGACCCCUCUCCCUCCAUGUAUCAGCAGAUGUGUGCCCUGUGGGAUCUACGCUGUGGCCAAUGGGCAUAGACUUUUGAGAUCUGCCAGUGCUCUCCCUGCUCUGGCUGCCACCUCUUCUAGGAGUGACCUCACUGCCUCCUUCAGAGUCAUUAAAGCUUUCUGCAUUCCAGCCUCUGCCUCCACGCAAUCCUUUUUCAGUGUCCUUGUCUUGAGCUGUCAAGGGAAAACAUGCACUGUCUUGGUUGGUGGGAGUUAAAGUAUUGGCACAGGCGGCCCUUUCAUCAUUAGCAGAGGAAGGGGCAGGUAGGACACAGGACAAUGGUUCCCAUACUGUCCUUCUGUAUUGAAGCUGUGGCAACAAAUUUCAGGCCUGCAAAAUCUGCUGACAACAUCCUUGGACAACAGCCUCUGAAGAUCUGAGAAAAACGUGCUGAACAUGAGUUAGAGUUUGGAGGCAUUUUAUUCAGAUCUUUGAACAAUUGUUUCCUUCUUCCACUCUCUUCUCUCUUUUUCCUUUGCUGUCACUUCGUCCCAAUGCCAGCCUAGUGGAGAUCUGUUGGCCUCCCUCCCUCUGCAGUGCAGACGGACAGACACCCUGCAGGAGCUACACCUCAUCUCUGUGCCUGCCCCUGCUCCUUCCUGGGAGCCACCUCCUUUUCUUCUUUAGAUUCAUUAAAGUUUUGCUGCAUCCAA
Messenger RNA from Cuculus canorus (common cuckoo), 1292 nucleotides. RefSeq names its product feather keratin Cos1-2-like. Bases 55 to 360 code for a protein of 101 amino acids. The record is from RefSeq and is a predicted model, not a curated record. Gene Ontology annotation, molecular function: structural constituent of cytoskeleton. Lineage: Eukaryota; Metazoa; Chordata; Aves; Cuculiformes; Cuculidae. The transcript is spliced from 2 exons. Gene Ontology annotation, cellular component: intermediate filament.